Molecule: messenger RNA, 1413 nt
Organism: Stomoxys calcitrans (stable fly)
Lineage: Eukaryota; Metazoa; Arthropoda; Insecta; Diptera; Muscidae
Product: probable 3-hydroxyisobutyrate dehydrogenase, mitochondrial
Exons: 2
Coding region: 122-1096 (324 amino acids)
Biological process (GO): L-valine catabolic process
Cellular component (GO): mitochondrion
Molecular function (GO): NADP binding; NAD binding; 3-hydroxyisobutyrate dehydrogenase activity
Source: RefSeq, a predicted model, not a curated record
AUACGUGCUGUGUGUGCUCUGGUAGUGAGUGGUUGAUGGGCAUAGCAGAACAGUGAUCAUUUACACUUUGCUGAUUCUAGUUCGUGGUCGGUCGCAGAUAGCGCUCAGAAUACACUAAAAAAUGGCUUUACGUAUGGUCUGCUUUUCGCCUGCCUUCAAUGUGAUGGGCCAAACCUUUGUGCGGGCCAUGUCCUCACAGGGUGGUUCCAAGAACAUUGGUUUCAUCGGUCUGGGCAACAUGGGCGGCCACAUGGCCACGAACUUGAUCAAGAAUGGCCAUAAAUUGCAUGUCUUCGACAUCUCCAAGCCAGCCUGUGAGAACCUGAAGACCAAGGGUGCCAAGGUAUACGACAAGACCAGCGAGUUGGCCUUGAAUUCGGAUUUUGUCAUCACCAUGUUGCCCAACAAUGACAUUGUGUCCAAAUCCUAUGAGGAAAUGACCGCCAAUGGUGUAAACAAGAACACUAUCUUCAUUGACUCCUCCACCAUCGAUCCCACUUUGGUGAAGCAAUUGCAAAAGAUGAUCAGUGGCAAGGGUGCCCGCUUCAUUGAUGCUCCCGUGUCCGGUGGUGUGCCUGGUGCCGAACAGGGCACCUUGACCUUUAUGGUGGGCGGCACCAAUGAUGAAUACAAUGCUGUAAAGGCAGUUUUGGAAUGCAUGGGCAAACGUAUCACCCAUUGCGGCGACUAUGGCAUGGGUCAGGCCGCCAAAUUGUGCAACAACAUGAUGUUGGGCAUCUCCAUGAUCGGUGUCUCCGAGGCCAUGAACUUGGCCAUACGCUUGGGUUUGAAUCCCCAGACCUUUGCCGAGAUCAUCAACUCCUCCACUGGCCGCUGCUGGGCCUCCGAGGUGUACAAUCCCGUACCCGGUGUCACCCCCACUGCUCCCGCCAACAAUGACUACAAGGGUGGCUUCUCCACCGAUUUGAUCACCAAGGAUUUGGGCUUGGCCUCGGGUGUGGCCACCGCCUCUAACACCCCCAUUCCCAUGGGUGCCAUGGCCCAUCAAAUGUAUCGCACUCUCAAGGCUCAUGGUUUGGGCAACAAGGAUUUCUCUGUCGUCUAUGACUUCAUGAAGAACACCAAAUACAAUUAAGUCGGUCGGCGCCAGCGAACUAGUUCUAGUUAGACAUUACGAAAACGGUGACAAACAACAAACAGUGCUUCCAAUUGAGACAAUAAAAACGACGAAGGAGAAGAAGAACGGUCAUCAGACUAAGACCCAUCCAUCCAACAGCGAUCCAAACCAGAAACAUCUGAGACCAGAAGUGCAUUUAUAGCGUGUUAAGGACCCCCUACCCCUACAAUAAAGCAAAAAAAAAAUAUAAAUAUUUAUUUUUAUGAGUGUAUUAUACAAUAAUAAUAAUAAUAAAAAGGUUUUAUCAGUAGUAAAACAUCAACAUAACAUAAAAA